Messenger RNA from Saitoella complicata NRRL Y-17804, 1758 nucleotides. Its product is annotated as zf-DHHC-domain-containing protein. Gene Ontology annotation, biological process: protein targeting to membrane; peptidyl-L-cysteine S-palmitoylation. Gene Ontology annotation, molecular function: protein-cysteine S-palmitoyltransferase activity. The record is from RefSeq and is a predicted model, not a curated record. The transcript is spliced from 2 exons. Bases 100 to 1758 code for a protein of 552 amino acids. NCBI's taxonomy places the organism in Eukaryota, Fungi, Ascomycota, Saitoellomycetes, Saitoellales, Saitoellaceae. Gene Ontology annotation, cellular component: endoplasmic reticulum; Golgi apparatus.
AAGGGCAGAGAAUGGGAAAGCUCUGGUUUGAAUGAGUAUUGCUGUCCAACAUUUGCGCAAAGCACGGAUCGUCAUAAUCGCGCUGGGUUAGGUUUGGAGAUGGAGUCCAUCACAGCUGCACUGGCCGAGGCGCCGUCAACGGUUACUCCGAGUUCGACUGGAACCAGGAGGUCAAUGGCAGAGAGCGAACGGGCCAUUCGCUCCCAAAGUGGGUCGAAGCCAGGCUCAGAAUCAAUCACGGAAGCAGUUGCGCACGCAUCGUCGCCGACAUUCGCGAGCUUCGCUGAAGCCAGAGGAAUACCGAUUGCUUCAACGACAAGUACUGAAGCGGAAACUGCGUCUACAACUCUUUAUACAGCGCUCGAGAGCCAGCAUGGAACCUCAACCUUGACUGCGAACCCAUCUUCAUCACCUACAACUGUGAAUACUACGGCUACACAACACCCUGACUAUUCAUCGAUACCAAGUCCUAAUAUCAUAUCGAGAAGCAUCCACACCAACACGAUAACAACAGAAUUCCCCCUUCCACCACCAAUUCCAACAACAUCCCUACCAACGACCCCGACAACCCCCCACACCUUCGCCUCCUCAACACAAAUCCACGCCUUACCCGCCCAAACCCCUCGGAACCAGCACCCAAGCACCGACCCCCUCAUCUCACCGGGCCAACCUCCUCUUACGCCCCUUCUCAAGACAAAAUCAAAAUCGAAAUCGAAGCUGAAGGCCGACUUGAACUACCACCAUACCCCCCACGCCCACACCUACCACCUCAACGGGCGCCUCCAAUCAUCCCGCUACCACUACCCCGCCUCCCUCCUCACCCUCCUAAUCAUCAUCAUCCCAGUCGGUCUAUGGUUCGGCUUCACAGCGCCGUGGAUAUGGGAACAUAUCAGCCCGGCUGUCGUUGGGGUCUAUGCGUAUUUGGUACUGGUCUGUUUGGUUAGUUUUGGGAAGGCUGGGUGGACUGAUCCUGGGAUUUUGCCACGGAAUCUGGAUAUUUUGGAUCGGGAGCCGACGGAUUCGUUUCACAACUGGCCGCUUCCGCUCUCGACACACCUCACACCACGCUCACCCUCGCACUUUCCCCUCUUACACCGCCGUCGACGGAAGGUUGUGAAUGCGGAAGGAAAGCCGGUCGAGGUCGAAAUGAACCUGAAGUACUGUACGACAUGCCGAAUUUAUCGACCUCCGCGAACGAGUCACUGCAAAUAUUGUGAUGCGUGUAUCGAGUGGACGGAUCAUCAUUGCAAAUUUCUGAAUACGUGUGUUGGGCGUCGAAACUACCGCUAUUUCUUCACCUUCGUAACAUCCCUCCUUCUCCUCUCCCUCCUAACCCUUUCAACGACCCUGCCCCACGUCAUCCUCCACUACACCCGUCACUCAUCCCCCGGUACCUCCUUCCCGCACUCACUCCGCACAGACCACGCCGCAUCCGCAAUCUCCCUCUUCCUCGUCAUUUACGCAUUGUUGGCGUCUUUGUUCCCUGGUGCGCUGUGCGGCUACCAUCUGUUCUUGAUCGCCCGGGGUGAGUCGACGCACGAAUACCUACGUGGCUCGGUCCUCCGUCCCCAGGAAGGUGAAGGAGAUGUGAGGAGACCGUUCGACGAAGGUUGUGCGCGAAAUUUUCUUGUGGCACUGUGCCGGCCGAAGAUCUUGGCUUGGGUUAUGCCGAGAGGCGAAUGGGUUGGGGAGGAAGAUGGGAGGUUUGUCAGGAUGGGGAGGUUGGGGGAGGGGGUUGAUUCUGACAAUCCGGUAUGA